AAGAUAUCCCUCGAAAAGGUCCGAUUACGUCUAUCCAGGCUAAACGACAGUCUCCCUCCCCUCCUCCGCAAAUACACCACUCCCCUCCUCGAGGCCCCGUCCGCCCACAUCAUGUCCUUCGUGCUGCUGCACGAGCUAACCGCCAUUGUGCCCAUGCUGGGGCUAUGGGCUGACUUCCACUAUAACGGUCGCCUCCCGGACUUGACCUCCAACGCCUCGUUCCAGGAAAAGACACAGAAGCUGGGGAACUAUCUACGGAAGAAGGGCUGGGUGGAGGACGCCGAUGUGGAUAGUGCUAAUAGUGCCGGUGUGGUGGGCGGUGAUAAUGAGGGGAAAGGAGUGCGUCUGAUUCUGGAGGUUGCGGCGGCUUAUACGAUAGUAAAGGCUUUGAUGCCGCUACGGGUGGUGGUGUCCGUGUGGGCGACGCCGUGGUUCGCGCGUACGGUUUUGGUUCCGACG
Messenger RNA from Aspergillus heteromorphus CBS 117.55, 459 nucleotides. RefSeq lists its product as uncharacterized. The record is from RefSeq and is a predicted model, not a curated record. The annotation marks the transcript as partial. Gene Ontology annotation, cellular component: mitochondrion. The transcript is spliced from 2 exons. NCBI's taxonomy places the organism in Eukaryota, Fungi, Ascomycota, Eurotiomycetes, Eurotiales, Aspergillaceae.